This is a messenger RNA of Synchiropus splendidus (mandarinfish), 9274 nucleotides long. It is a transcript of the gene rapgef3, whose product is annotated as Rap guanine nucleotide exchange factor (GEF) 3. NCBI's taxonomy places the organism in Eukaryota, Metazoa, Chordata, Actinopteri, Syngnathiformes, Callionymidae. The record is from RefSeq and is a predicted model, not a curated record. Gene Ontology annotation, biological process: Ras protein signal transduction; positive regulation of GTPase activity. Gene Ontology annotation, molecular function: guanyl-nucleotide exchange factor activity. The transcript has 35 exons. Gene Ontology annotation, cellular component: plasma membrane. The coding region runs from base 6224 to 8836 and encodes 870 amino acids.
AAUAAUUCGAGGUAAACUUUUCUGACCGCCAUUCAAUGACUGAACUAAGUAACGUACCAGGGUUACUCAAAAAAAACGAUGAACAUGAAACGAGUCAGCUGCUAUUUGUUUAGCCUUCUGAGUGUAAUACUCAUUGUCGAAACAGUGGGAAGCGACACAGGCUGCUGUUACAUGGACACUCUUGCAGAGUUGCUGACACCCUCAGAGUGUAAGGGGCUCGUUCUUGCUCUGUCUCAGACAGACGAUGACGUUUUACGACAUAUCCAAAGCCUUUCUCUGGAAAACAAUCAGCUUGACCUACAUCAUCGGUCCAAGAGAGAACUGGCCUCAGAUGAUGAGGAUGAUGACAAGUGUCGGAAAGCGCUGGAAGAAUGGCUGAAAAAGAACAACGAGGAGAUCUUCCUAGACCGACUGUCACGAAGCCUGCAGCACAUCGGCAGGAUGGAUGUUGCCAUUGAAAUCAGCAACAACAUCAACCAGGAUGAGUCUGAAAAACUGAAGCAGUAUGUGGAAGGUUAUCACACGUACAUAGGCUCCCUCACACUGCCAGGGCUCAAGGGAAAAGACAGGGACAGGAGGCAACAGGGAAGCGAUUUCUGAAAGCACCAGGUCUGAGGUCAGAACUCGAUGUGUGGAAGAAGAACGACCUGGUCCUGUCUCUGGUCUUCACUGCCAUCGUAUCAACAGCAGUGGCUGGUCAAUCUCUAGACACACAUCUGUGACAUCAGUAGUAUUUUGGAAGUGUGUCCAACCUUAUUUGUUCAAAUACCCUGAGCAGGGAUAUGGUUGUAUUCAAACCUGUCAUUGUUGUCGUCAUGUCAAAAUAAUCCCAGUAAAUGUAUGUGAAGUUUUUGCACUUGUUUGUAUAGAAAUGAUCAACAGCAUCACAUUAGUAGUAGCUGUACUUAUGAUAGACGUAGUUGUUAGAGAGGAGAAGUCGAGUCAGUAGAGGAGAAAAGUAGUGUGUGGUGAUUGUGUCUCAACAGAAGGGAAAGGGAAAUAAAAGACACAUAUUUCUCGGUUUUAAUUCAUGAAAUCAUUGAUCUGAUUUGGGCCCAGAAGAGAAGCACAGGUCCUCACGGAGAAACAAACGAUGACAAAUGUGACAGUGUUGGUGCGAUUGUGUGGCUGCCAGCAGACGAGUGUGUGACAGAUGUGCUGGAUCCGGGCCCUUGCACCACAAGCACAGCCCUGGCGUUUCUGUGAUACCGACGCCACUUUUCAUUUCCCCUCCGAGUGACGGCAGCGUGCCCGCCUGGCAUCCUGCAGCAGCUCAUUAUCCUCCCUGGCUUCCAUCUCCCCCGGCAACCUGCCCACGUGUCCACGGGCUAUUGCGGAAAAGACAAAUAACAACAGCCGCGAGGGUGCGAGGGAUGCUGGGUAAUGACGCGGGGCGGUGAGGAAUUCUGUCCCAAAGAAUGAUAUGAAUCAGGAAGACAAGUUUUUGUUUCAUGCACAGAUCAUAUUCCUCAGAGGACCUGGGGGGCAAGAGAGCUCACCGUAUGACAGAUAAAACAAAGCAACCUUAGAAAGAACGUUCACUCAGUUUGGCCAAGCGUCGUCUGGAGACAUUAGCAGGCUGUUAUUGUGCAGCUUUGUGGUGAUGGAAAGUCAUGAAAGUGGUGACUACUUUGGUUGCCAUUUAGUUGCUGAAAAUCCAGGUCCGUUGCUGGAAUUGUCACGUUACGUAUGGGUGGGAAUUUGGUUGUCGAGGGUUGUGGAGGUGUGAGGUGAAGAAAUUAGGUGUUUGCAACAUGCUUUUGUUGCGUGCUGUUUUUCUCCUUUUGAUUUUGUGUUUCUGUCGAGACUGGGGCUGAAAUUAGAAAGCGUCUGUCUGACUUAGCGACUGAGGUUCCAGGUUGGUAUAGACUUGGUGGUGGAGUGAUCAGAUGUGGCCACAGUUGCGUGCAGCGUGGAAGUCAAGGGUCCGAAUGACCAUGAUGAAGCAGCUCUCACUGAUCUGCAGCAGGUUCCCAGGUGAGACAAGCAAGGCGUCACGGCUGCAGCACUGGUCCAGGCUCCAGAAAUAUUCUGAUCUGCCUUGUUUGUAUUUUGGGGUAUGUUGAAACAGUAGAAGAGUCUGCACCACAGGCUUCUGUGUUUGACCUUUGAGACGCGAAAAGAUCAGUGCUGUUUUCACAUGAGGCAACAUUGCCACCUGCUGGUUAACACUUGCUCUUCCUGCAAGUGGUCUUUAUUAUUCUUCAAGAUUAAAGGUAAUUUUGUGUUUGAGGUCGAUGCCUGUUUGAUGUUCAGGUAUUUGUGUUGGUGUUUCAAAUGCAGAACUAUCUGCUGUGUUCCUUACCGGUCUUCAGGUCAGCGGGCGGUUCAUACUGGAGAAUCUAGUCAAACCCAGAUGCAGCAUCUGCCGUCUAUGAGUGGCACCGUGUUGGAAUUCCUCCUGCCAUUUAGAAGAAUGUUUAUGCUGUGCCGCACAUAUUUUCCAUUCGUGCUUGAGCAGGGUAAGAGUGAGUUGAAGGGGAAGGGGGCAGGUCUGAUAGCAGGCGAAUAGUGGACUGCCAGUCAAAAUGUCAUCAUGACAAUGUCAUGAGCUCGGUUCUUUUGUUGUUUGUCGUUCAUUAUGUUAAAUCAUUCAAUUUAGCAGACUAAUCUGUGCCUGGUUCCGGUGGAUUGCUCAUCAACGCCUCCGGUGACACACUGCCAGCUCCUAAACGAGCCCCUGAACGCAUCACGAUGUGCUGUCCCGUCUUAUCUCCCUCUCCUCGCCUGUUAUAUCUGGCGACUCGACAGGUGAGCAAACAGACGCGGCCCUUGCUAAUGACUCGAUCAGAUGAUAGCAGGAGCGUGUGUGUCUGGAGCGGAGCUUUAUCUCUCGCAUUUCAGCUGUGGGCCUUUUAAUUAGGUCACAAAUGGACACGUUUCUUCCAUGAUGGAGGCGUGUGACACUUCAGAACUCAUCUGAGAUGUUAUAUUUUUAUAGUUGUUUGGCAUCACGAGUUUUACGUUUCGAGAUGUUAAGAUAGUCAAUAUGUUGAACUAUGUGCAGUGGUCAGUGCAGUUGAACCGCAGCUGAAAGACAAUGGGUUCCAAUGAGAGGCAGCGUGUUGCCUUUUCAAAAGGAUGUCUACUCUCUCUGCUCUUGUGUUUGGUGUUGGCUUCCCUCUGAGUAGAUGCAGUGACGUGUGUGUGUGUCACAUAUGAGAAGGUGAGAGGAAAGGCUCAAGUUUAUGCAGCAGAUAUGAGCUCUCAGAGUGGACUGGGAACAAGCCUGCGCAGUCGCAGACUCACAAUGGUUGGAUAAUUAAUUGCCCGUCUCGUUGUUGCUAUUUUUUGCUGAAUUAAGUCAUUAAUUUUUUUCAGAGCAAGUGCUGACGCCGCACAAUACGGAUUUAUGAUCCCGCGACGUCAAGGGGUUUGUUAAUGAGACUCAAUUAAUUAACGGUCAAAAGCCAAUUUAUUGGUGUCAGAUGGUUGGAUUACAUAUAUAGUGCUGCAGCAUGUAUAAGAAUGUUGUGUAAAAUGGACUCAUUACAACUCAUCUGUAACUGCAGGAAAUUAAAUGGAGAUUCAGUGUGAAGCUCAGCUCUUCAAGUCUUGACUCACAAUCCUCUAAUUGAACUGUCCACAGCCGAGCGGCCUUCAGUCGCAGCUCUCUGGUGACUGUGUUUACAAGCACUGAACGUGUGUCCAAAUGUGAUCAGCUGACCCGACCAGUGCUAGGUCAGAUGUCAUAGUUUGGUUCCACACAGGUCAGCUGGGUGCACCAACAUAACACCAGAGAUGUCACAUGCCUGUUAUUCAACAAUAGUCUUUAUUGGUUUAAACUUUACAUUCUGUCGCUUGACAACAGGGACACAACUCAUGAUGCACGUCAAGGUUCAUCAGGAUGCAAACAAAUCCUUCAAACUGGGAGCAAAUAUUAGUCCAACACUUAAAACAGCAUGUCCGUGUGCAAAACGCCACCAUCCGAGACUAAAGUGCAAAUAUUCCGCCGACACAUUUUUAAAAUCAUAACAAGGAAUGUAAACCGCACAAUUGGGUAACAGGGACCCCUGGUGGAGUAACAGAGGAACUGUACAACAGCAACAGACGUGGUCGCUCUUUCUAAAAAAAAAAUACAAUAUUCAAACCUUUAAGAUAUGUCAGAAAUCAAAGGUGUUUUUGUGCAACUCUGGAAUCAAAUUACGUUGAAUAACAAACAUGAGCCUUAAAGUAGUGAAAGUCUGUACAAUAAUUCUGUAAAAGUGUCAGACAGGUUAAUUAAUAAAAGUUCCAUAACUGAAUUGGUUGUUCUGGAGAUCUGCCCGAGCAUCACUCUUAAUACUUCCUCAUUUUAUUGCCAUAGUUAAAGCUCUUUGUUGUAUACUUAUAGCAGUACUGAUCCAUUUUUUUUAAACAAAUCAAAUCCUUUUUUCUGCUCAUAACUGCCCUCCAGCUGAAACACUUCAGAGAUUAAAUUAAUCCCUCAAUAAUGCAGCAAACAAAAAACAAGAGGCAAAUGUCAUUUUUAAAUGAAAAGUUGUUUCCGUAUCACAACUUUUAUGUUGCUAUUGGUCAGUGAAUCUGCACCACAUCAUGUGGUCAAGAAAUUCCUCGUAAAUAAAGCGUUAAGGUUAUGGAGGAAAAGCUUGAGACUUUGCCAUGCAGACACUGGAGAAAAUACUGAUGAUGUAGCAAGGUUAAACAGCGGAUAUGGAUUUGGUCACGUGACACAGCACAAUAAACAUCCUCGCCUGAAGUUGAUGCAGAGUCAUGUAACGUUGACCUGUUUGACUCAAGUUAUGUAAAGUGGUCUAGAAGUCGCUGAGGAUGCUGAUGUCAGCAAACUCCUGGCGGUAUCUGUGUGAGUACACAGUUAACAGGAAGGCCCACUUCAGGGUCAGGAAGCUCCACACACUCGACAGGUAGAGGCUGCGAGGGUCCGUCAGGGCUGCGGCACAGAAGAACAAGUACUUCUAUCAGAAACUUUUCUACAUUCUUAGUUUCAUUUGAGAUUGACAUGUGCGACGAGGACACACACAGCCGAAACAAUGCAGGGAGAAAGAUCACACCUUCUAGUAAAGGAAGGAAUGACAGAAGACGGAAGAACAUUUUAAACAUACGCGACACUUUGAUAACAAGCAAAACUAUGACUCAAGGUUGAUAACACUUUCUGUUUUCCCUGUCAUUCUGUUAUCAAAUAGAAGUAAAUGCAUAUGAAUUUAAUUAAACCUUACAAGAGCAAUUAUCACUUCAGUCAAAGGCAGAUAGAAUUUAGGUGUAGAGUCCUAAUAUGGAAGUUGCAUUGUAGGUUAGUUUGAGGUGUGCUAGACCGGCUCCAGAGGCUCCUGGUGAGUAACUCUAAUCCCUGAUGAACUUCAGAUGAGAGACUUACAUUGUUUCUGGGUGACAGCCAGAGUGAGGAAGGUGAUGAAGGCAGUGGCAGCAGUGAUGGAGAAGACGACACCCACCGCCAUGAAGAACCUCAGACCCUUCAGCCAAGUCCUCCAGAAGUCCUGCAGGUACAUGAUGUGAGUGACCAGACACCACAGAGCCAUCACACCUGCGGGGAGAGAAACACAAACACAAAGAGGGGGUCAUCCACACUGAGGCGGACGAAUGUUGCAAGAGCCGCUGAGCCAGAAGAUCUUCUCAUGAGCUGGACCACAUGACCAUCGUCCUGUCAGGCAGGAGACGCUAAUUAUCCCUGACGGCAAACUUAAUGAAGGGAAGCUGUUUACAAUAACAAAAAUCAACAUGGAAGUGGUUUAGUCCCUGAAGUGCCUGGAAUUAUGCUGGGAUUUUCUGCUGCAUGAAUGGAAUAUAUUGAUGCUGAAAUAAUGUGAAACUCUUGCAUUGAGUGACAUCUGCCUGUGUCUGAGCUCCUCUAUAGUCUCCAUGAAACAGUCUGAGAAUGUCCUGCUGACUCCAGUAUUUUUCUCAUCCCAAAUAAAUCUGAACAAACAAGGAGAGGAAAAUAUUUCGGGACACAUGGUCAUGAUGUUGUGAUCGAUCACCAUAUGUGACGGUGCUCACACAGAAGCUGAAUAUGUCUGAUAGGAUAUGUAAUUACUGUUUUCUGACCAAUCGGAGAUGUUCCCUGUGCUUGCAUAACCCCUGGUACAUGAAGCCUCUUCAGACAGAUGAAUGGAAUCAAAGCUGCAGGAGGGGAGACAGAGGAGGAGAGGCGAGUCACAGACGUCACUGAGGACAAACUGGAUUCUUUCUCUCUGAGUCUUCACAGGAUUGCAGAAGAGACGUUGCUGCGCUCGGCGGGUCCCUCAUGAUCUCCCAGACCACCAAGUUAGUUGCACUUCAGGCCUUCAGCUCCAUGGAGAACUUGUUCAGGUCCAUCUGGCCUCCACCCAGACGCUGCACACCAGAGACGCCGCUGCCUGAGGCCCUCAAUUCCAAGGACACCAUGAAGCAGUUCCUGUCGGAUCGAGUGUUGAAGGCCGCUCGCUCGCUCUACAGCGUGAUGAUUGAGAGGAACCCGGGUCUGAUCCGGGACCAGAAGUAUCACCUGAAGACCUACAGACAGUGCUGCUCUGGGAAAGAACUGGUGGACUGGCUGAUGAAACAACACGAAGGUCUCCAGUCCAGAGGGCCCGCUGUGGGAAUGUGGCAGGUUCUGGUGGACGAGGGGAUCUUGGUCCACGUCAAACAGGAGCUGAACUUCCAGGACAAGGACACUCAGUUCUAUCGCUUCCAGGGGGCAGCCUUGGGAGCAAAGCAGGCACCUCACGACAGCGAGGACGACCUUCAGGAGGGGCUGACCCUGCUGUCUCAGCUGGGCCCUGAUGCUCUGCUGACCAUGAUCCUGCGUAAGAGUCCCAGUCAGAGGAGUGCUGAGGACCUGGAGGUGAUCUACGAGGAGCUGCUCCACGUCAAGGCUGCGGCUCACCUGUCGUCCUCUGUUCGUAAAGAGCUGGCAGCAGUGCUGCUGUUUGAGUCGCACUCUAAAGCUGGAACUGUCUUGUUCAGCCAGGGGGACAAGGGGACGUCCUGGUACAUCAUCUGGAAGGGAUCGGUCAAUGUCAUCACGCAUGGGAAGGGUCUGGUCACGACGCUACAUGAGGGCGAAGACUUCGGUCAGCUGGCUCUGCUGAACGACGCCCCGCGAGCCGCCACCAUCAUCCUGAGAGAGGACAACUGCCACUUCCUGCGAGUGGACAAGCAAGACUUCAUACGGAUCCUCAAGGAUGUGGAGGCCAACACCGUGCGCCUGGAGGAGCAUGGGAAAACCGUGCUGGUUCUGGAGAAAAGUGUCAGCUCAGCUGGACCAGGAGGAAACUGCAGCAAGUACACAGUCAUGUCGGGAACUCCAGAGAAGAUCCUGGAACAUCUGCUGGAGACGGUGAAGCUGGACUCCAAUGGGAACGACUCGAUGGAUGCGACCGUGAGUGACUUCCUGCUCACCCACCGAGUCUUCAUGCCGUCCAGCCAGCUGUGUCCGGCUCUGAUGCAACACUACUGGGCUGAGCUUUGUGAGGGCUCAGAGAUGGAGAGGUCUGCCUACGUGGACAAUGCCAAGCAGAAGGUGGUGAAGCUGGUUGGCCAGUGGGUGGCGCUGUUCGGACCCCUGCUGAAAGAUGACUCAGUUGCCUCUGACUUCCUGGAGAAGCUGAAGAAGGAGGUGAUGGCCAACUCGCGCCUGACCAACAUGCUGAAGGACCAAUUCCGAGAGCGACGCAGAAACCGAGUGUCGGAGAACGGAUAUCAGUCACUGGGCAGAAAUCAGCCGUUUGACUGGUUUGCUCAUUGUGACGAGUCAGCAGUGCGGCUCCAGCCAAUCAGAGCACGGGACAAAGUCUUGUACGAAGUCGUCUGCUCGGACCACAAAGUUCUCACGCUGAUGUUGCCUGUGAACGCGACUGUACAUGAGGUGAUGUCGUCCAUCGUGAAAGCCAGCGGCGAUCAUGUUCUGGUCAAGAUGAACUCUGCUGGAGAGCGCGCUCAGUUGAAGCUGGACGCCAGCGCUGUCUUCACUGCUCUGGGGCUCAACGAGAGACUGUUCAUUUGCACCAGCGGACAAGUCGACCUCCUGACUCCCCUCAAAGAGCAGCAGGGUCCUGACCAAGGGACGGCAGAUGUCCUGGAACAGAUGAGCUCCAAAGACGUGGCCAGUGAGCUCACUAACUACGACUGGGAACUGUUCAGCGCCAUGCACGAGGUGGAGCUCAUCUACUACGUGUUCGGGCGCCACAAAUUCCCCGCCGCCAUCACGGCCAACCUGGAGCGUCUGGUGCGUCGCUUCAAUGAGGUCCAGUUCUGGGUGGUGACCGAGCUGUGUCUGUGUGAGGACCUGGUCAAGCGUGCCGUCCUGCUCAAAAAGUUCAUCAAGAUGGCGGCUGUACUGAAGGAGCAGAAAAAUCUCAACUCAUUCUUUGCCGUGAUGUUUGGUCUGAGCAACAGCGCCGUACAGAGACUCCACAAGACGUGGGAGAGGAUUCCCAGCAAGACCAAGAGGAUCUACUGCUCCUACGAGCGGCUGCUGAAUCCCACACGGAACCACCGAGCGUACCGACUGGCUGUGUCCAAGCUCAGUCCUCCCUACAUCCCCUUCAUGCCGCUGCUGCUCAAAGACAUGACGUUCAUCCAUGAGGGAAACCAGAACUGUGUGGACAAGCUGGUCAAUUUUGAGAAGAUGCGGAUGAUUGCCAGGACGGUGAAGGUUGUCCGUGGGUGUCGGAGUCAGCCGUACAUCCCGUCGUCUCCACAGCGAGGACUCACCGAACGGAUGUUUCUGGAAGGAGCUGCGACUCGGAUCUCCACGUACUCAGAGAAUGUCCUUCCUCUCCGGACGCCCUCAAACAUCCGGCACUACAUCCAGAACCUGCGAGUGGUGGACCACCAGCGGAGGCUGACGCAGCUCUCCAGGACUCUGGAGCACUAGAUCCUCUCCAGCAUCUGAAGUAUGUUUCUCUCCAGUCAGACCUGACAAUCUGGUCUUAGAGGUUUGGAUUCAGAGAGAAGCUGUGCUGCACCAGUCAUGACCUCUGACCUCUUAAACUGAAAGCACAAACACACGCUGCCACGACAACUUGGGCUUGAUCGCCGUUGAGAAAAUAAACCAGCAAUUCAGCGCUGAACUACAUCCCAUAAUAGGUCAUGUUUCUGACUUGUAAACUGACUGGACAGUCAUCCUCAGACUUCUCACCAGUCACAUGACAGCCAUCAGGCUGUAGCUAAAAACAAUGAGCGCGGCUGAAACACGCUAAAAUAGAAACAUCACCUGACACGGUCUCUUCCGUCACUCCAGCUGUGUUCACGUGACUUGUGCAGUUUCAUGUAGUUUGUAUCCGCACUUUCUUAUGUUUUAUAAAUAAAUUAU